GUUUCGUUUAGUUUUUUGCUUUCGGUGUGGCGGUCAUAUCGUUCGGUCGUACGAGCGAUCGUGAUUUAACUUACGUUUUAUGUAUCUUUGAGGGAAGCGAAAUGAUGCGAUUCGAUUUACGGUUACCGUUUGCUUUCACUGUUGUGGUAUUAUUUACAUGUAAUGUGAACAGUGAAAAGAGGCCACUAGUGAGCACUCCGCUGGGAGACAUUGAAGGAUAUUAUAUGAAAACUCGGGAAGGAAAAGAGAUCUCAGCAUUCACAUCCAUUCCAUUUGCAGUACCUCCUCUCAAAGAUCUAAGGUUUCAGGCUCCUGUACCAGUGCAGCCAUGGGAAGGAGUUUUGGAUGGGUCGAAAACCACCCCUGCGUGCGUCCAGAGGAACCCCUAUGUUCGCCAGAAAGAGAUCGUGGGCCAGGAAGACUGCCUAUACCUGAAUAUCUAUACACCAUACAAUAACAAUGAUUUGAUCCACGAAAACAAUCUUCUACCUGUUAUGGUAUUUAUUCAUGGGGGCGGUUGGAUGUGUGGUGACUCAAGUACUUAUAUGUAUGGACCGCAAUACCUGUUGGAUAACGAUGUUCUUCUCGUAACCAUCAAUUACAGACUGGGUCCCUUGGGCUUUCUGUCGACCCUGGACGAACACUGCCCGGGCAAUAACGGCCUCAAGGAUCAACAGGAAGCAUUGAGAUUCAUCCAAAAAACUAUAGAGAGUUUCGGAGGAGACAAGAACUCGGUGACCAUAUUCGGAGAAAGUGCCGGUGGGGCCAGUGCCCAUUUUCAUAUGCUGUCGAAAACCAGCCAAGGACUGUUCCACAAAGCGAUUUCGGAAUCGGGAACCGCGCUGGUCCCGUGGGCAGAAGCGCCACCUGGUGAAGCUCUAAGAAACGCAUUCCAGCUGGCCAAGUUCCUGGAUUGUCCGCAGGCUCCAUCAGAAGCCAUGAUCAAAUGUCUUCGCACGAAAGACAGCUAUGACAUCAUUGGCACCGAAUUUCAAUUUUAUGUAUGGGAUUAUGAGCCGAUGACUCCAUUCAAGGCCGUGGUUGAGCCAGAUCUCCCCGGUGCUUUCCUGACUAAAAGUGUUCGCAAAAUAAACGACGUGCCUGCGGUGCCGUGGAUGACUGGUCUGACGAAAGACGAAGGCUGCUUGAAGUCUGCGUGGAUAACCAAUAAUGAAACCAGGCUCAAGGAGUUUAUGUCUGGCUUUGACAUAAUUGCCCCCGUCACAUAUUACUAUGACAACUCUCCAUACGCUGAUGAAAUCACCAAGAAAAUAAAGGAAAAAUAUCUGAAAGAUGAUAGUUUUGAAACUUUGAAAUGGGGAAUUCUGCAGAUGUACACGGAUUCCUAUUUUGCGUACCCGGCUUUGGAAGCGGUGGAGCAAACUCUUAGUUACAGCAAAUCACCGAUAUAUCUUUAUGAACUAGCUUACAGGGCCACCAACAGCUUCUCCGAAAUAUUUGGAGAUCUCGAAGGCGAUUAUGGUGUUUGUCAUGCAGACGAUUUGAUGCACCUUUUCCCUAUACAUUUCUUGUCUAAACAAAUGUCGCCUAAUGACAUUGAAAUGGGUAAACUAAUUAGGAAUAUGUUCACCAACUUUGCUACUAGUGGAAAUCCAAACAAGCCGGUGAGUAUUCCCGCCAAAUGGGAACCAGCUACAAGUGGAAGCAAGAUGGAGUACUUGGAGAUUGGAAGCGAGCAGACCAUGAGGCUAAACCUAGCGUCGCGCUCAAAGUUCUGGGACAACCUGCCAUUAUGGCAUAAUCUACGUAGCCGCAAAUUCAUAGACGAGCUAUGAUUUUCAUUAAUAUUCUAUUAGAAUUUAAUUCACGUUGGCAAGUGAAGGAACCUCCAUAUUAGUAUAAUGUAAUCUGUAAAUACUUAAGUUUAUUUAGAAGUGGUAAGUAAUAUGUACAAUUUAAUAGCUUAUGAUUGAGCAACUUAAUAAGCCUUAGUACUUAUUUUAAAUAUUUUAAUAUUUGUGCUAGUAGGUCUACUAAAACCACCCAAAUGCAUUAUUCAUUUAUUUUUAAUUAUAGUUAUUAAAUAACAUGAUUUAUAUUAUGUAAAUAUUAUUGUGAACAAUAUAUUUCAACUAUCUAGUA
Ostrinia nubilalis (European corn borer) is the source of this 2103-nucleotide messenger RNA. RefSeq names its product juvenile hormone esterase-like (gene be2). The record is from RefSeq and is a predicted model, not a curated record. The coding region runs from base 102 to 1796 and encodes 564 amino acids. The transcript has 10 exons. Gene Ontology annotation, molecular function: serine hydrolase activity. NCBI's taxonomy places the organism in Eukaryota, Metazoa, Arthropoda, Insecta, Lepidoptera, Crambidae.